GAGGUGCGGACAACCUGGAAGUCUCUGUUGCACCCUCAGAAGUCUGCCCGACGUUCUCACCCAGCCACUUUGAUGAUGGAGCGAUCCACCCGGGAGCUGUUCCUCAAUUUCACUGUUGUCCUAAUUACGGUUCUCCUCAUCUGGCUCCUUGUGAGGUCCUAUCAGUACUAGAGGCCAUGCCACCCUCCGGGGAUUGACUGAGAUGCUCUGAAGCUGUGUGCUGCAUGCCCUGAGACCUCGUUCUUGUCACUGUCAUGGGAUGCUGUUCUUGGCAUGCCCAGGCCUCUGACCUGCACUCACAAUGCCUGAUGUGCCCCAGCACUAGGAUUGAUUAUGUGUUCUCUAAAUAUGCUGCUCUCACAGGCUGCCAAGUGUUUGCCAGUGAGCAUUAGAUCUAUUCCCCAACUCUUAUUGCAAAUGUGUUAGACAAGCCACAGGUUAAAUGUAAACUGGAUUCAUGAUGAUGUAGAAUUAUAGCAAGCCCCUGAUUUGUCUCCCCACAUAUCCUUCCAACCCACACUGUCUGUAACCAAACUCUAAUUAAAUGCCAGAAGAAAUGUUAGAGGAAGUCUUUGUCAGACACUUUAGCUAUCAUGUGAAUAAAACUAAGUCAACAUAAAAA
This is a messenger RNA of Cavia porcellus (domestic guinea pig), 622 nucleotides long. It is a transcript of the gene Sln, whose product is annotated as sarcolipin. Bases 73 to 171 code for a protein of 32 amino acids. Gene Ontology annotation, molecular function: enzyme regulator activity. Gene Ontology annotation, cellular component: membrane. The record is from RefSeq and is a predicted model, not a curated record. NCBI's taxonomy places the organism in Eukaryota, Metazoa, Chordata, Mammalia, Rodentia, Caviidae. The transcript has a single exon.